UUUACUCCCACAUCGCGCGCGGUGGCGUAUGGGAGGAAAGGUCAAGAAUCGAUGGCCGCGGAAGAUGAGUGUUAGAUCUGUACAGGGGAUUCUCUUUCUGUAACUAACUCGAUGUUAAUAUUGAACCACUUAACUGUUUUAAACGAAAGCAACACGCAAUGCCGCGUAUACAACAAAGGAAACGGUAACUCGUUAUCGUCUGAUUUUCUGACUUCCAGCCGACAAUCCGGUCAGCUAACGCUCGGCUAACAGCCGCGUUGUUAUUGUUUUCGCUUAAUCGGACAACGUCUUUCAGUGCACUCUCCGAGGUCUCCCCCAACCGAGGCAGGGGGUCGGACUGCCUGAGGGAUGCUUUUCUUGCUGUUCCGGGAAGAUGGAUGAGAAAUCCAGCAGCAGCCAACAACGGCUCCUGAUCAUCCUGCUCAUGGCUUUAUUGUUUGGCGUCAUCAUGAUCCAGUAUGUUUGCCCCAGCAAGUCAGAGUGCCAGAUGUUUCACCAACUGGGAUCCUGGUUUACCGUCGGCAGUGCAGCUGGUUCCCGAAUCAGUGGCAAGGAAACGCAAGACGGGCUUCACAAGGAUCCCUACAUCGCAGAGGACCGCGCUUUAGCCCGCUUUGUUCCUCGCUUCAACUUCACCAAAUCGGAUCUGAAUCGUGUUAUAGACUUCAACAUAAAAGGGGACGAUGUUAUAGUUUUUCUGCAUAUCCAAAAGACAGGGGGCACGACGUUUGGUCGACAUCUGGUGCGGAACAUUCAGCUAGAGAGACCCUGCGAGUGUCACGCAGGUCAGAAGAAAUGUACAUGUUUCCGGCCAGGUAAAAAGGAAACUUGGCUCUUUUCCCGUUUCUCCACUGGCUGGAGCUGCGGACUUCAUGCAGACUGGACUGAGCUGACCAGGUGCGUCCCUUCACGCAUGGACUCACGAGAAGCACCCAAGAACCAGCCCAAGAACCAGCCCAGCAGAAACUAUUACUAUAUAACAAUUUUGAGAGAUCCAGUAUCACGCUACUUGAGCGAGUGGCGUCAUGUGCAACGUGGUGCUACAUGGAAGGCCUCCUUACAUGUGUGUGAUGGACGUUCACCGACGCUGUCAGAAUUGCCAAGCUGCUAUUCAGGCGAUGACUGGUCAGGUUGUUCCCUGCAAGAGUUUAUGGACUGUUCCUACAACCUGGCCAACAACCGGCAGACCCGCAUGUUAGCUGACCUCAGUCUGGUCGGGUGCUACAAUGUGUCUACCAUGAGUGAGGAGGAACGCUGGGCAGUCCUGCUGGAGAGUGCAAAACGCAACCUACGAGGCAUGGCCUUCUUUGGCCUGACCGAGUACCAGCGCAAGACCCAGUACCUUUUUGAGCGAACCUUCAACCUGGAGUUUAUUGCACCUUUCACGCAGCUGAAUGGCACACGUGCUUCCAGUGUUGAGGUACCUUCUGAGACGCAGCACAGAAUCCGCCAACUAAACCAAUGGGACGUUGAGCUGUAUGAGUACGCCCGGGAUCUAUUCCUGCAACGUUUUCAGGUAGCAAGACAGCAGGAGCACAGGCAGGCCAAGGAGAGGCGGCAGCAAGAAAGGAGGCGGCUCCGUGGAAGGUUCACAGCAAAGCUGGGGAAGCAGCUGAAGCCCACUGAAAAGUCACAUCUGACUAACAACCGUACUGUCAUAGAUGAGGAACAGCGAGGGGAGAAAGUUGCUGAGAACACUGUGGAGUCAGAAGUACUCGCAGACUGGUGGGAUCUGGAUGAGAACAGCACUGUGGAGGACUACAUUGAUAAUGUGGAACAGUGGUAGUAGUAGGAUGUCUUUAUACAAACUCUGCCAAGUUCUGCCUUGCCUGUUUUCAUUAAUUCAGGUUAUUUUCAGUAUAUGCUUCCUUCCACUUUUUCUUUUCCACCAUAAGCUGGUUUAAAUGACACUUUAAUUUAUUGAAACUAAUUUUAUGUCUUAUGUCACAGCUGAUGUUCUUAAUGGAUGUAUUUCCUUGAAAGAAAAAAAAAAUGCAAGUCUUAAAACUUUUGGUGAGCCUUCUAGAUAAUUCUGGAUUUUAAAUACUUAUGAAAUACUUAUACUUGUGAUGUGGCUUGAAACCACAGAAUGUUUUUUUCUUUUGUUUGUUUUGUUUUGGUACUACCGAUGAUGUAAUAUGUUCCUCUAUUCAGAGACACUACUGUCUGUGAAUAACAAUCUUUAAGUUUGCCAAAUUGUUGUCUAGUCUGAAAUGUGUGCAUUCUGAGAUGUGCUUGUGUUUUAAGUGUCUUUUCUGUAACUGAAAAGGAGAAUGAAGUUUUCAGAUACCUCAAUGUAUAGCAUUAACUACUAAUAGUAAAUAAUGACUGAAUGUGUUUCUCUUAUAUAUAUAUAUAUAUAUA
Molecule: messenger RNA, 2364 nt
Organism: Melanotaenia boesemani (Boeseman's rainbowfish)
Lineage: Eukaryota; Metazoa; Chordata; Actinopteri; Atheriniformes; Melanotaeniidae
Gene: hs6st2
Product: heparan sulfate 6-O-sulfotransferase 2
Exons: 2
Coding region: 374-1786 (470 amino acids)
Cellular component (GO): membrane
Molecular function (GO): heparan sulfate 6-sulfotransferase activity
Source: RefSeq, a predicted model, not a curated record